AAAAAUCCUAAUUAAAUAUGCAGAGAUAAAAAAGUACAGAGUUUAACACACAAACAAAAUACAAAGUAUUGUUACUCACAAUUCUAGUCAGCAGCUAGCGAGUCUCCGCGCUGCACAACAUAUAGUAUAUUUAUAGCAUACUUGCGAUUAACGUAGUUUUUAGUAAAUUAAAGUACAUAAGAUAUGAAUUAUGCGUGGAGCUAUUUUUUUGUGUUAAUAUGGCUGGCCUAUUUAGUUGCGUCUGGUGUACUGCUCUUCUCACGCGGAUUCCUACUUUCGCGUGUAUCAAAAACGGAUGUUAGCUCAUGUCGUCAACUAUCCCUAAAUGAAAGUGAUGAAUACUUUCUGAAUGAAGAAAUUGUGAACGAAAUUUUCAAAGAUGUUAACGCUACAUCCAAUUUGUGUCUACCACAAAAGUCGAAAGUGAUUAUAUUGGUUAUUGAUGCGCUUAAAUACGAAUUCGGCGUUUAUAAUGAAAAUUUAUCAAACCCACUGCCGUAUGAAAACAAGCUCACAAUAUUCAAUGACUUGCUACAGAGCGACCCCGACAGUGCGCGUCUUAUGCGCUUUAAAGCCGAUCCACCGACAACUACUUUGCAACGUCUUAAAGGACUCACAACCGGUAGCUUGCCAACAUUUGUUGAUAUGGGCUCGAACUUCGCCUCGCCAGAGAUAAACGAAGACAAUAUUAUUGAUCAAAUAGUGCAACACGGACUACCUGUAGUAUUUUUGGGAGAUAGCACCUGGACAGACUUGUAUCCGAGAAGAUUUAAGCGCAGUUAUUCCUAUCCCAGUUUUGAUAUUUUCGAUUUAGAUACAGUUGAUAAUAAAAUUCAGCAGAAUUUGCCGAAAGAAUUGGCUAAGAACGAUUGGCAGGUGUUGAUUGCACAUUUCUUAGGAGUUGAUCACUGCGGCCACAAACAUGGACCUUUACAUGAAGAAAUGGAACGUAAACUUAAUGAAAUGAAUGAGGUCAUCAAAUUUGUUGCAGCUAAAAUGGACAGCGGUACAACUUUGCUUGUAAUGGGUGAUCAUGGAAUGACGGCAUCCGGUGAUCAUGGCGGUGAAACUGAAGAUGAAACCACUGCAUUAAUAUUCGCCUACACUAAGGUUAAUAAAUUUGUCGGCAGCGAAUUUGGUUCGGAUAACACAACAAUGCAACAGAUCGACCUAGUGCCCACCUUAGCCACCAUACUGGGCGUUCCCAUACCUUAUUCGAAUUUAGGUAUUAUUAAUUUUAAUCUUGUACCUGAUGUUAAAGUACCGUAUAUGGCGAAGUUCCAGGCUCUACUGUUGCACGCAUGGCAAAACGCACACCAAAUGUAUUUGUACUUUUUCAAUUAUGCCUUGGAGAACAAACGUACCUUUAGCGUUGAUGAGUUGGAUAAUAUGCAUAACGAAUACAUCUUAUUUACACAUCGUGUGAAAACCGUGUACAAUGAGUUGGCCUUCAAGUCAGUUGUGCGUGAUUUAAAUGCCAAUAUGCGUCUCAUACUGAAUACUUGCCGUGAAAUUUGGGUGAAAUUCGACGCUGUGCAGAUGUCACAGGGACUUCUAUUCACAUUGUUACCGAUAUUCUUUGCCUUCAUGUUAAUCAACAACUUAAAUGCCCUAGAGCUAUAUCACACGUUCACGCUGAGAGGUAUCGGCUACACGUAUCUUAUUAAUAUUGCGGCGGGUUUCUUUGGUUAUCGCUAUUUUAAAAGUUUCUCUUUCAAAUCGGAGGAACAUGGCGUGAUUUUCUCAACGCACCUCAUCAGCACAUUGGUGUUAAUCUUUCACACAUUACAAAAUUGGCGUACCAUUGCAAGCAAUUCGUCAGCCGUAAGACGUUUUGGCAAUAUGCCAACACGUGUUAUAUUCAUUAUCACCAUUAGUGUAUUCUUCUCCAAUAGCUUUGUGAUAGAGGAACCGAAAAUACUCUCAUAUCUACUGGUCGCAUGCAUAUUGCUGUUAUCGUAUGAAGUGCUCCAGAAAUGUUUACGCAGCGAGUUUAAUAAACGCUUAAAAUGGUCACAAUUGCUACGCUCCAUUACCUUACGUCUGCUGUUGUUCAGCGUGUUGGCCAUUAUUUUCGUACGCUACACAUACACGCUGUUCCGUUGCCGUGAGGAGCAGGGCAACUGUGCUGACUUUUCGAAUAAUAAUGCUGGUGGUUUCUCACUCAAGCGGCCCGCCAGCGGCAAAACCUAUAUAUCAGCUGUGGUCAUUAUAGUGCUGUACUCAACACUCUGCCGUCUAUAUCUGCGGCACAGUGGUAGUUUAACUGGCGGCUCGCCGAAUGUGUGGCUCGCACGUUAUGGUCCUACAAUCGCUUCGAUUUGUGCUGGUGGACAUCUGCUGCUGGCGCAUAGUGCGGUCAAGAAUGUCAAGCGUGCACACAUCGAUGCCAUGGCACUGGUAAUAUAUGGACUUAUGCUUGUACAAAUUGUUGUGGUCUGCGUUUCGCCGUUGCUGACUUUCUAUGUGCUGCCUAGCUUUACUAUGCCCAUACAAAUUAAGCCGUGGGACAACAUCGUGCCGCAAAUUUUCAAGAAAAUCAAGCGCAUGUACGAUGACGCAGAAUCACGGAUGAAUCAAAUGGAUGUGAUGGUCUAUGGCCUGACCACGGUGUAUUCUUCGGCAACUAUUGUGUUUGGCUUGUUCCUGAGUAUGGUUCUGAUUGUACUGCUCGAAGCACACGCAACUAUUGGCAUGAUUUCCUGUGUAGCUAUCGCGGUGGUCAUUAUUUUGGUGCAUUCAACCUUGCGUUACCGUACCGCUGAAAAUUUUGAAAAUUGCAUACAACCCACCUUUACCGGCAUCAUCAGUUGGUUUUUACUAGCGCACUUUUGCUUCUUCGCCACAUCGCAUCAAACUACACUCUCGCAAAUAGAUUGGCGCGCCGCUUUCGUUGGUCGCACAAGCGGUUUGGGGAACUCGCAUUUGAUUUCUGGUACACUCGUUAUACUCAACACGUUCUGUGGACAGGUUUUCUUUUUCUCGAUGUACAACCUACUCAGCGUAUCCACGUUUGCUCUCUGCGCGCUUUUUCCGAAACUCAUAAAAAGUACGAGUGCUAACGGCAACACUACAAAUGGCAGCAAUGCGAACGCUUUGAACGAGGGUAUUGGUGUUGAUAUGAUGCGUGGUGAAUUUGUGCUUUUCGAAAAUGAAGGCACCUUCCUGGCCGGCUCGUUUAAGCUCGCUGUACAGUUUCUCAUACUGCAAGGCGUUAAGGUAUUCUGCGCCAUGAUUGCAUGCACUAUACACUGUCGUCAUUUGAUGGUUUGGAAGAUCUUUGCGCCGCGUUUCAUUUACGAAGGCAUUGGCACAUUUGUUAGCCUGACAGCUCUGGUUGUAGGCUAUUUUGUUAUAUUGCGGAUUAAUCGCGCUUUGGACCGUUUAAUUUUCAAAACGAAUAAAUUGAAAUUGGAGUAGUUUAAAUAUUUCGUUCAAUAUUUAGGCUCCAGAGUAGAAUUUUGAUUGUAGAUACUCGUGUUAUGAUUUUAUGUCUGCUGUGUGUACAGCAGUCUCGCUUUAGUCAGUGUUUUACAAACAUAAUUUAUUCGUGUUGUUUAAGUUGUUUAUGUACUAUGUUAUAUGUUUCAAAAUAGUAUUGACAUGUUGUCUGAAAAUAAUUUAUUUUAAAUGAAUCUACCAUACUGCAUUUGAUAUUUCAAUAAACGAAUUUUAAUUGAAAUUUAAAAUUGA
This is a messenger RNA of Ceratitis capitata (Mediterranean fruit fly), 3693 nucleotides long. RefSeq names its product GPI ethanolamine phosphate transferase 3 (gene PIG-O). NCBI's taxonomy places the organism in Eukaryota, Metazoa, Arthropoda, Insecta, Diptera, Tephritidae. The record is from RefSeq and is a predicted model, not a curated record. Gene Ontology annotation, cellular component: endoplasmic reticulum membrane. Gene Ontology annotation, molecular function: mannose-ethanolamine phosphotransferase activity. Gene Ontology annotation, biological process: GPI anchor biosynthetic process. The transcript is spliced from 6 exons. Bases 184 to 3420 code for a protein of 1078 amino acids.